UGCUGGCAGGCCUCCCCUGCCGUGGGGAUGGAUGCGUGGGGAUGGAUGCGUGGGGAUGGAUGCGUGUGCACGCGCUUCCCACGCCCCAGGCCUCCCGUGACGUCCCGGCUUCCUCCGCCGGCCUUGCGUCACCGCGGGAGGAUGUUGCUGGGCUCGGGGAACGGGGCCCUGGAGCCGGCCGGGCCGCCUCGGGUGGCCGGAGCCAUCCGUGCCUGUCCCCCUCCUUUGUCCUCUUCCCCAGCCGCGGCCGCUGGGCUUCCCUCGCCGUGGGGAUGUGGAGCCCUGGAGCGGGACUGCCGGGCUCCCUCUGCCCCCUCGGGCUGUCACACUGGCCGCGUUGGUGGCGCUGGGGGCUGCAGAGCCAGGGCAAAAGGUCCCGUUCUCCUUCCAAAAUGGUCGGUUGGCUGGUUGGUUUUCCUCUCCUUUAAAAAUCCUUCCUUUCUACAGGGAGGUUUAGGAGGGUUGGAUCGGAGAUGCCGAGUCCUCAAAACCUCCGUGGAAGAGCCCCUCCUGCAGCCUGUGCUGCAAAUGCAGAGCUACCAGGUUUUUUCCUCCUGGGAGCAGCACUGCUCUCUCCAGGGUGUGAUAAAAUUCCAAGGAAUGGGGAGUGUCCUUUGCCUUCUGUCCCCGCAGGUGCCUGACAUUUGCGUUUCUCCUGUGUCAUGGAGGGGGCAGAACUUCCAGAAACAGGGUUUUGGAGAUCCUGCGGUGGCAGGGAAGGCUGGUUUGUGGCAGGAGAGGGAUCUGAGAUGUUUGGUUUGUUUGGGAAUACUGGAUGGAGAAGGUGAAAAGGUGUUUGCAGUAAUGGCUCCAGGUUUGGGUCAUCAGCUUGGUGUGGGGAAGGCUGCCUUUCGUGCUGCCCUUGGUGGCUUGGGAGCCAAAAUAACGGGAAUUUCCUUCUUUUCAUGAGUCAGUGGUGGCUUGGGCUGGAACAUGCCCUUGCUGCCACCCCUUCAUCCUUCUUGGGACCAUCCACUCUCCCGUGGAUGAAAGCCAGCAAGCCAGGGGGGAAUUCACCCUUCUCCUCUUAGGCCAGCCUUGGGACAUCUCUUCUGUCUCUCUACAGUUCCCUCCCUAGCCUAUCCCUGAGGAGCCAAACCAAUUUUCCUUGAGGGUUUUCAGCCCAGCUGCAGUUUUCACAGACUUGUCCCCCACUUCCCCAGGCUGAAGAAGGAGGGCAAGGUUUGCUGCCUGGGGGAGGAGGGCUGGAGGAACCCCUGGAUUCCGGCAGCGGUGGCUUUGUCACCACCCUGCUCCAGCAGAGCGGGGACGUGGAUGACGCCAGCGCUCCAAAGACCAGCAUUGUUCCCAACGCCCGGCCACGGACAAUUCCACUGCCAGUGCUGCCCAAACAGGACUUGGUGCUGCGGCUCCGGGUCCCAGGCUUUGUUUUGGGCACGUGGAGCGAUCCCAGCUCCGCUGGGAUUGAUGUGUGUGUAAAUCCAUCUGGAAUCAGGGCUAGGAAUGAUGAUGAGACCAGUGGAGCGCACCAAGGGGGCAGAGCUGUGGCUGCAUUGAUGCUCAGCUCCGUAACGCCUGGCUCCCUGCUGUUGAAUGGCGGCACUGGCAACCAAGCAGUUCCUGGAGGAGAUCAACAAGUGGACAGGCCAGUACAAUGUGUCCCCUCUCUCCUGGAACGUGGCUGUCAAGUUCCUCAUGGCCCGCAAGUUCGACGUCCUGCGGGCCAUCGAGCUCUUCCACUCCUACCGGGAGACACGGCUGAAGGAGGGAAUCGUGAAGCUGAAGCCGCACGAGGAGCCGCUGCGCUCGGAGCUGCUCAGCGGCAAGUUCACCAUUCUGAGCGUGCGGGACCCCUCGGGAGCCUCCAUCGCCCUGUUCACAGCCAAGCUGCACCACCCCAGCAAGAGCGUGCAGCACGUGGUGCUCCAGGCACUCUUCUACCUGCUGGACCGAGCUGUGGAGAGCUUUGAGACACAGAGGAAUGGGCUGGUGUUCAUCUACGACAUGGCAGGGUCACAGUACACCAACUUCGAGCUGGACCUCAGCAAGAAGAUCCUCAAUCUGCUCAAGGGUGCCUUCCCAGCCCGGCUCAAGAAGGUUUUCAUCGUGGGAGCGCCCAUGUGGUUCCGUGUGCCCUACUCCAUCAUCAGCCUGCUGCUGAAGGAGAAGCUGCGGGAGCGGGUGCAGAUGGUGAAGAUGUCGGAGCUGAAGGAGCACUUGCCCCGGGAAUGCCUCCCUGAGUACCUCGGGGGGUCCCUCAAACUGGACCCCCUGAGCUGGAAUUGCCGGUUCCUGCCCCAGCAGAACGGGCACCCCGACCCCCUGGACGAGCUCAUCCUGGUGCCGCUGGCGGCCCCCAAAGAUAACGGCUCCGUCCACGUCCCCGGGCCCCGGUCUGUCACCCUCCAGGAGCUGCUGGAUCACGUCAGCCACAAGCAGAAACGUGGCAUCUACGAGGAGUACGAAGACAUUCGGCGCAGGAGCCCGGCCGGCACCUUCGUCUGCUCGUUGGCACCCUACAACCAGGACAAGAACCGGUACGGGGACGUGCCCUGCCUGGACCAAACCCGUGUCAAGCUGGCGAAGCCGUACAGCCGCCCCGAGCUGACUGACUACAUCAACGCCAGCUUCAUGGAUGGCUACAAGCAGAGGAAUGCUUACAUUGGCACUCAGGGGCCUCUGGAAAACACCUACGGUGACUUCUGGCGCAUGGUGUGGGAGCAGAACGUCCUGGUGAUCGUGAUGACAACCCGGCUGGAGGAAGGAGGCAGGAGGAAGUGUGGCCAGUACUGGCCCCUGGAGAAGGAUUUCCAGGUGUGCUUUGGGGCCCUGACCAUCACCAACCUGGGCGUAGAGAACCUCAACCAUUACAAGAAAACCAUCCUGGAGAUCCACAGCUCAGAGACCAGGGAGCGGCGGCUGGUGUCCCACUUCCAGUACCUGAGCUGGCCGGAUUAUGGCGUCCCCUCCUCCGCUGCCACUCUCAUUGACUUUUUGGGGGCCGUGAAGCAGCAGCAGAGAGUGGCUGUCAGCGCCCUGGGGCCUCGCUUCAAGGGUCACCCCGGGGGACCCCCAGUCGUGGUGCACUGCAGCGCUGGCAUUGGCAGGACAGGUACCUUCUGCGCGCUGGACAUCUGCCUGUCGCAGCUGCAGGACGUGGGCACGCUGAACAUCUACCAGACGGUGCUGCGCAUGCGCACCCAGCGCGCCUUCAGCAUCCAGACCCCCGAGCAGUACCACUUCUGCUACACCGCCGUCCUGGAGCACGCCCAGCGCCAGGGGCUGCUGCCGGCCGCGCCGGACAGGGCCGCGCCGGGCCGC
Messenger RNA from Ficedula albicollis (Collared flycatcher), 3282 nucleotides. RefSeq names its product protein tyrosine phosphatase, non-receptor type 9 (gene PTPN9). NCBI's taxonomy places the organism in Eukaryota, Metazoa, Chordata, Aves, Passeriformes, Muscicapidae. Gene Ontology annotation, molecular function: protein tyrosine phosphatase activity. The transcript is spliced from 13 exons. Gene Ontology annotation, biological process: protein dephosphorylation. The annotation marks the transcript as partial. The record is from RefSeq and is a predicted model, not a curated record.